UUACAAUAACUAUCACCACCAACAGCAACACUUUAGUGAGAGAGAGAAUUCUUCCUCCGUUUACCGUUCUUCCAGUUUGAGAGAGAGAGAGAGAGAGGGUGAGUUGGUGUGUGGUUUGUGGAAAUAGGAAGAGGGUGUUUUUUUGUUGUUGUUGCUUUGAAGUAGUGGGAACAAAGAGAAACAAACCCCAUUAUAUCAUUGCCACACUUUUCUCUCCAUUUCAAUACUAUUGCUGGGUUUGCAUUUUGUCCCUUUUGCUCCUUAUUAUCACUUUGUUUCUUCUUCUUUUCUCUUCUCUUUUUGUUUUAUGGACCGUUGAUCCCUCUUUUCUCUCAAAACAUUGCCGAACAACUCUUGGAUUCAUGUGGGUUUUAUCAUUUCUCAAGCAAUGAUAAAUGCAACAAAAUAUUUGGUUUUUGUGGAUUUUCCUUUUUCUGUGAAUAGUACCCUUUUUUCUUUUCAAAUUGGUUUUGAUUUUGCAUUUGGAGUCAGUGUUUUGAUGCUUCAGGUAACUAAGUAGCUUCCUGAUCUGUGCUAGGCUCCCAUUAGUGAUUUCCAAAUUGGGGUGGUGUUUUGUUGUUAAGGGUUUGCAAUAUUGAGGUUUUUUCAAGUAAUAUUAUUAUUUUUUUGGUUUUAAGCACCAACAAGGUCAAUUGUAUUCCACAGUUCCACUACCAAUUUCAUUAUUUUUGCUCUGAGUAGCUUUUUCUUGUUGAUGAUGUGGAUUCAAGCAAUUGCUGUUGGCUUUUCUGUAUUUAGCAUUUCUUUGUUGAUUUGAUUUGGUGUGGUGGUUGUGUUUUUUAGCGACUCAAAUAGAGCAAAAUAGUAGGACUACUUGAUUUUGUCAUUGUUUCAUUUUAUGUUCUUCACUUGGUGGUUGGUUUAAGAGUUGUCUUGGUUAUGUUCAUCAUCUUGUUUGUUGGGACUUUUUAACUGGAAAUCUUUUGUGUGAUGCUAUGUCGUAUUGAGACAUGGAGAGGGUUGCAGAGCCAAAGGUACUCCCUCGAACCUUGCCUAUCCUGGUUGAGGUAUCGAACUCACGCACAGCUGCUGCAAGAGAGUCCGGUCAGAGACUAAAUCGCCAGGAAGUUUCGGGUGUCGGUGGGAUUUCACUGAGAGAAGUGAAUCAAUUGUCCAGAACAAGGGAUGUGCAUGUUCCUAUUACACAUAUGGCCUCCAUCAGAGAAGUGGCUCAGUUGACGAAUGCACGGAUAUAUUUGGUGCAAGAAGAUACAGGAUUCGAUGCUCGAUCCUCUGAAGAAUCCCUCACCUUUGAGCCUACUAUGACAUGGAAAGGAAAUGGCUCUUCACCAGAAGAAGCUGAAGAAUUUGUGCCCGAUAUUGAGACAUUGAAGGGGAGCAGUGAUUCAUUUGAGGAUGGUGGUUCGAGUUUAUUUGCUGGUGCUAGUCAUCCCCCUGAACCUGUUGAUACAGAUCUCAUGAGAACGGUUUUUGUACCGAUAGGUCAAAACAAAUCCGAGGCUGGAUGCUUAAUUAAGAACUUGCCCACAAAGGGCCCUUUCCUGGAGGAUCUCUCGAUUCGUGUUCCUGCAAAGAAACCAAGUCCAGCUGUUCUUUCCCCUGAAGAAAGUCUGGUUGAAGAACUAAAUGGCAUAGGGAACUUAUCAUUUUUAGGUCCUCGAACAUUGCAGAGUACUGAGAACUCUCUCCUCCCUCCAGAUGCUGAGGAAAAAGAAUGUGUUUGGGAUGCUUCUUUGCCUCCUAGUGGCAAUGUCAGUCCACUUAGUAGUAUUGAUAGUAUCGGUGUUGUCACUGCGAUGAGCAUUGUUAAUAGUUGUGCUAGUACGUAUCGGAGUGAUGCAAUGACCAGUGAUGGCAUGCUUAGUUUAGACAGGAACUGUGACAGUAAUAAAGGUAGUGUAAGGGGGGAUUCACUAGAGAGUGCUAAAACUAGUGUUAGUCGGCCAAGUGAUAGCAGUGGCCUCAGCGAUGACAGCAACUGGAGCAACAUUACUGGUAGUGCCAAUAAACCUCACAAAGGAAAUGAUCCUAGGUGGAAGGCUAUCCUUGCCAUCCGGUUACGGGAUGGGAUUUUGGGCAUGAGUCAUUUUAGGUUACUCAAACGACUAGGAUGCGGCGAUAUUGGAAGUGUCUAUCUCUCAGAGCUGAGUGGAACUCGGUGUUAUUUUGCAAUGAAAGUUAUGGAUAAGGCAUCCCUAGCAAGCAGAAAGAAGCUGACUAGAGUACAGACAGAGAGGGAGAUAUUGCAGUUGCUGGACCAUCCAUUUCUACCGACUUUGUAUACACAUUUUGAGACUGACCGAUUCUCGUGUUUGGUAAUGGAAUAUUGUCCAGGUGGUGAUCUGCACACUUUAAGGCAGCGGCAACCUGGGAAACAUUUUUCAGAAUAUGCUGCACGCUUUUAUGCUGCGGAGGUCCUGCUUGCUCUUGAAUAUCUUCACAUGCUUGGAGUUGUGUAUAGAGACCUCAAACCUGAAAAUGUGUUGGUCCGAGAUGAUGGUCACAUAAUGCUAUCAGAUUUUGAUCUUUCCCUCAGAUGUGCUGUGUCACCUACUCUUAUUAGAACUUCCUAUGAUGGUGACCCUUCAAAACGGGCAGGUGGUGCAUUCUGUGUUCAACCUGCAUGUAUUGAGCCAUCAUCAAUGUGCAUCCAACCUGCAUGUUUUAUUCCCCGGUUAUUUCCUCAGAAAAACAAGAAGUCACGGAAGCCAAGAGCUGAUCCUGGGUUGCCAUCCAGCACACUUCCAGAGCUUGUUGCUGAGCCUACUCAAGCUCGAUCUAUGUCCUUUGUUGGCACUCAUGAGUACCUUGCCCCAGAAAUUAUCAAGGGUGAAGGUCAUGGAAGUGCAGUUGAUUGGUGGACAUUCGGAAUUUUCUUGCAUGAGCUAUUAUAUGGUAAGACCCCUUUCAAAGGGUCAGGAAAUCGCGCUACACUUUUCAAUGUAGUUGGUCAGCAACUCAGGUUUCCCGAAUCACCGGCGACCAGUUAUGCCAGCAGGGAUCUGAUCCGUGGGUUGCUCGUGAAGGAGCCACAGCAUCGUCUUGGGGUUAAAAGGGGAGCAACUGAGAUCAAGCAGCAUCCCUUCUUUGAAGGUGUGAACUGGGCAUUGAUUAGGUGCAGCACACCGCCAGAAGUGCCGAGACCGAUGGAAAAUGAAGUACCAGCAGGGAAGGUUGUGGGACCAGUUGAUCCUGUUGGGGUUGGCAGCACUAGUAAGAGGAUAGCAGGUACUGACAACAUGAAGUCUGGGGGUAAAUAUCUGGACUUUGAGUUCUUUUAGUUUGGACUCCUCAAUCUGUUUUUUAUUAUUGUAUUUGCCAUUCUCAGUCAGUUUCAUGGGUGCUGCCCAUCAUUACAAUGUUAUUUCAGCUUACCUGUGCCUUUUAGUAGAAGUCCAUUUCAGUUGGAAAUAUGAUACCUCAACUUUAGAUUAGGUUUUUCUCCUUGUCGGAUCCGGUAUUUCAUUUGGAUAAUCCAUAAUGUAGUGUUUCUAUACAGAAUUUAAAUACUUCUCAUGAAAAUUAUAAUCUUUCUACAUUUUUGGGCUA
Molecule: messenger RNA, 3531 nt
Organism: Glycine soja
Lineage: Eukaryota; Viridiplantae; Streptophyta; Magnoliopsida; Fabales; Fabaceae
Product: serine/threonine-protein kinase D6PK-like
Exons: 3
Coding region: 972-3263 (763 amino acids)
Biological process (GO): protein phosphorylation
Cellular component (GO): cytoplasm; plasma membrane; nucleus
Molecular function (GO): protein serine/threonine kinase activity; ATP binding
Source: RefSeq, a predicted model, not a curated record